UAAGAUGUUUAAAAAAGAACUUAAAAAGUUCAAAAAAAGUGGAACGUUUUAUCGAAGAGUGAAGAAAAAUAAAGAAAGAUAUGAAACGUAUUUACGGAACCUGUAUUCCGAUUCUGACCGUGGUUCUAAUCGAGCAGGCGAUUGCACACAACUUCUUCAGCAGAGCUGCAGCAUUUCAGGACUCGUUAAUCGAUGUGAAAUGUCGCUUUGUCAGAUCAAUCCUUCAAACAGCGUUAAAACCACUGAUAAUGCUGAACACACUCACUGCCCCAGCUCUUAUUCAACGCCAGAAACAGAUGACUUUGAAAACUGCACCAUAAUCAAGGAAUACAGCCGGAACAGUUCUAACGUAGCCUUGCAACAAUGGGCAAUUAAGCACAACAUAAACCAUCAGGCGGUGAAGGAACUUUUAACAAUCAUCAAACAUGAAUAUAGUGAUACAGGCCUCCCUACGGACCCAAGAACUUUGUUGCAUACUCCAAAAACGACAGCGGUUGUUAAUAUUCCAGGUGGGCAGUAUUGGCAUCAAGGGCUGGAAACUUGCCUACGCAACGCUUUCAAGGAUUUGGACCAAAAUAUUGUCAUUCAACUCAACGUAAACGUCGACGGAUUGCCUAUUCACAAGAGUUCUAAGCAUCAGUUAUGGCCUAUAUUAUGCAAUAUACAUCAAAUGCCUCAUAUAAAGCCUAUGGCUGUAGGCAUAUUUCUUGGCAAGUCAAAACCUCUCUCAGUGUCGGAUUAUCUCAAACCAUUCAUUGACGAGUUGAUCCCGAUGAUGGCUAGCGGACUUACUGUUAAUGAGAAAAUUAUUGAAAUCAAAAUCCGAUGCUUUAUUUGCGACUCCCCUGCUAGAGCAUUUCUAAAAGGUGUCAUCAAUUUUAACGGUAAGGAUGGAUGUCUGAAAUGUACUACCAGUGGAGAAUAUUCUACAAUAUCUAGGACGGUCGUAUUCCCCAACAUAAGAUGCCCACUUCGGACCGAUGAAAAGUUCCGACGUAAAGAAUACGGCAAGCAUCAUCGAGAAGAUUCGCCCAUCAUUCGCAUUCCUGGAAUUGAUAUGGUUCAAGACUUCGUUAUAGCAGAUUCACUACACUUGCUGGAGCUAGGAGUUAUGAAGCGGUGUUUAAUUGGCUGGAGGGAUGGAAGUCUCGGAUACAGUGGUAAAUUGAGUGGUAACCAAAUAGAAAUGCUUUCGAAAGACAUUCAAAACGUCAAACUACCCUCAGAGAUACAUCGAGUAAUGCGAGGAUUAGACUGUUUGGCACAUUGGAAAGGAGUAGAGUGGCAUAAUUUACUUAACUACGUUGGUAUUGUUGUUUUUAAAGAUUUGUUACCUGAAAAAAUUUACACCCAUUUUUUGCUGCUGUUCAUUGCUGUGACAAUUUGUUCUUGCGAUGUUUACUCAAAGCAUAGACAAACUGCUCAACUAAUGUUUGAAAAAUAUAUCGAAGAAUAUAAAGAUAUCUACGGCUCGGAAUACAUUACCAGCAAUAUUCAUAAUUUGCAGCAUGUGGUGAACGAUGUGAAUAGAUUUGGCUGUUUACAGUCGAUUUCUUCAUACCCAUUCGAAAAUUGCCUUUUUCAAAUUAAAAACUUAUUACGACAAGGAAACAACAAUCUGCAACAAGUUGCUAACCGGAUACAAGAAAAAAAUGUGGCACAACAAUUACCAGUUCAACAGAAUAAAGAAGAAAAAAAGUACCCAUGUGUGAUGAAAGUUAGGAGCACAGUUCAGUGCAAAAUUGACGCACAUUUCACUCUGAGUAACGUUUUUCAUGAUUCGUGGUUCCUUUCGAAUGAUAAUGAAAUUGUUCGUGUGGUUAAUGUAGAAUAUACCAAGAAUGGGUCGAUAGUUAUUCAUGGGAAGUCGGUUAAAUACAAGAAAGAUUUUUUCGUCAUUCCAGUGCGUUCAUCGUUAUUCUAUAUUUAUCUGGGAAAUAUAAAUUGUAUGAAUAACCUUAAGACCUACCAAAUGCAAAACAUUUUCUGCAAGUUAGUUGCUAUACGAUAUUAUGAUCAAGUAGUUUUCAUUCCCUUGCAACAUACGCUGAGACAAUAAAGUGAGAAAAAAU
This is a messenger RNA of Armigeres subalbatus, 2072 nucleotides long. RefSeq lists its product as uncharacterized. The transcript is spliced from 3 exons. The coding region runs from base 5 to 2059 and encodes 684 amino acids. Lineage: Eukaryota; Metazoa; Arthropoda; Insecta; Diptera; Culicidae. The record is from RefSeq and is a predicted model, not a curated record.